AGUUCAUUUACAGACGUUAACUCCAAAGUGAAAAAGAAAGUAGAGAGGAGAGAUAUAGAGAGAAUUUGGACAUGGCAACGAAGUCGAUUUCUUCCUUAGCUGCAUUUUUCUUCCUCUUUUUGGUUAUCUUUGAAAUGCCGGAGACAGAAGCGCAGGAUAGCGAGUGUCUGAAAGAAUACGGUGGUGAUGUUGGCUUCAGUUUCUGUGCGCCGAAGAUAUAUCCGACGCGUUGUGUCAGAAAAUGCCGUGCGGACAAGGGAGCUCUAGGUGGAAAAUGCACUUGGGAACAUGGCAUUAAUGUAAAGUGCCUAUGCGACUUUUGCAGGCACGAAUCUGGUCAGAUUCUAAGUGGCAUUUGAUCAAUCCUGCAUGUGUGAUGAUGGCUUCUGAAAUAAAAAUGGUGAAAAUGGUCCAAGUAUAAUGUAGUAAUGAGUAUGAAAAAUAAAAACGCCGGAAGCAUCUAAAAUAUUGUAUGGUUUGUAUCGUGGUAGAGGUGACUAAAAUAAGUAUCAACUUUCAUA
This is a messenger RNA of Brassica napus (rape), 521 nucleotides long. RefSeq names its product defensin-like protein 4. Lineage: Eukaryota; Viridiplantae; Streptophyta; Magnoliopsida; Brassicales; Brassicaceae. Gene Ontology annotation, biological process: defense response. Bases 72 to 359 code for a protein of 95 amino acids. Gene Ontology annotation, molecular function: sodium channel inhibitor activity. The record is from RefSeq and is a predicted model, not a curated record. The transcript has 2 exons. Gene Ontology annotation, cellular component: extracellular region.